Messenger RNA from Acanthocheilonema viteae, 702 nucleotides. The record is from the annotation of a GenBank genome assembly. Lineage: Eukaryota; Metazoa; Nematoda; Chromadorea; Rhabditida; Onchocercidae.
AUGGUAUCACCUGUAGAGGAAGAUAAGGAAAGAAGGAUGAUUGCGAUGACGGAUGAAUAUAAUAAAGACUAUGAAACAUCUGAAGAAUCGUCAGUGUCCACUGCGGGAUUAGCAUCACCUAAAAAGGAGAAGGAAAAAAGGAUUAUGGACGAACGCAAGAAAGACUAUGAAACAUCUGAAGAAUCGUCAGUGUCCACUGCGAGAAUAGCAUCACCUAAAAAGGAGAAGGAAAAAAGGAUGAUGGACGAAUGCAAGAAAGACUAUGAAACGUUCCAAAAAUCAUCACCAGCCAUCACGGGAACAUUAUCAUCUGAAAGAGAGGAGGAGAGAAAAAGGAUGAAAGAAUAUGAUAAAGAUUACGAAACUUCUGGGAAGGAUGUCGCAUCUCUGUCAGCAUCAUCAAAAAGUUCAGCAAAAUUUUUGUUGGAGACAAUUCAAAGAAACUACAGACUUGCUGAACGAACAACAUUUUUAACUAUCUAUGAAAUUGAAGAUUAUGAUGAAAAUGAUGGAAGAGGGAGUCAGAAAGAUAAUCAAAAGGUUGCUAGCAAUAAUAGCGAUGAUAACGAUGAUGAAUGUGUGUACUUCUCGAUUCGAGCUACAAAAGAAAUAGAUAACAAUCAAAAUUCUGACGAUGAAAGUGUUUAUUUCACUGUAGCUUCGGUGAGAGGAAGUGAUCGAACUAUUACAAAUAUUCAUUAG